GCUAAGUACCACUCUGGAGAACGUGAAGAUCGAAAGUGAAAGUACCAGCAAUUUUCUGAAUGUUGCGACUCAUUGCUUCGUUAUUUUCGGAUAGUUUGGCCACUAAAGACUGGUUUCAGAUCGGAUCGACCUCCUGGACUUGAAUCGCGUCUAAAACGCCUCGUCGACAGGAAGAAUCCACCUCCGAGUGUUUUUUUUUUUGGCGGAUAUAUUUCUGACACCUUGGAUUUACAUAGACACAAUGGAUAAUCGGUUGAUUCACUGUUGGUUUCUAGCGCUUCUUUUUUGGCCAAGCUGUGCAGCUCCUGUUUCAGGGUCUUUCACGGUUUCUGUUAGGUCUCCAAUCUCCGUCCAACGAGGCCAUACAGUCACCUUACCCUGCUGGCUCAGUUCCUCUCAGAGUGCAGAGGAUCUGGAGAUACGCUGGUACAGAGAGAGGGAUCAGUUUGACACUCCCAUCCUGCUUUAUAAGACAAAAGCUUUUGACCAUACAUCCCAGAAAGCUUCGUACGCUGGCCGAGUCUCGUUUGGCUUAAAGGAAGGAACAUCAGGCAGAUUAAAGACAGGUGACGUCAGCCUCAAUCUGGAAAACGUCACAGUUGAAGACAUAGGAAACUACACUUGCUUUGUCAGCAGCUUUGAGGAUUACGACAGUGCAGUUAUUAGUCUGAGAGUGACAGAAACUGGAAGCCCCCCUCUCCUUUCAGCAGUAAUGAAACACAAUAAUGAAGUUAAUGUGAGCUGUGAAUCUGAAGGCUGGCUGCCAAAGCCUGAGCUGCGCUGGUCAGAUAGGAAAGAAGCUCUCACUCCUGCUGAUGUGUCGUUUGGUAAAAACUCCGCUGGUCUUUAUUCAGUCCACAGUUGGCUUCUCGUCCCGAGUUCAUUUGAGGUCUCCUGCUCUGUUGGGCUCUCCAAUGAAGUGCCAAAGAGUGCCAGAAUGAAAACGUCUCCAUCAUUCCAAGACGAGUCAGGAUCCUUCUCAGCUGGAUGGUUGGCCUUUGGGAUACUUCUGGCUGCUGGAGUAGCUGCAGUUGGAGCACUGUACUUCCUGUACUUCAGAAAGAAAACUAAUAAGCACAAAUCAGGAAAUGACGAACCUGAUGGGACAAAACGAAAGAACAGCACUGAAGAGAGUCAACCCCUUUUGUCUGAAGCAACACCUCUAUCAGAGGUUUCAAAAUGUUACGUGAAUGUUCAACUGGAGGACAAACACAAUCAGCUAGUAAUAAUCAAGGGUUCUAUACUGAGAGAUGCCCAUGUUACGUUUCCAGAUGGAGACAGAGUUACCUGUCUCACAGCAGUCAGAGGAAAACCUGGCUUCUCUUCUGGACAACACUACUGGGAGGUUUCCUUAGCGCGUGAAAAAGUAGACGUCAAGAAGUCCUGGUGGGUCGGAGUUACGGAUAGACAAGAAAUCCCGAAUCAUGAAAGUUUGCCUCCAACCAUAAAAAAUGGUUUCUGGUUCCUGUCUUCUUGCCCCAACCAGGAGCAUACUGUUCAGUUUAGCACUGAAGCAGAGGUGUCUUUCCCUAUCCAGUCAAGACUAAAAACGGUCGGUGUGCACUUGGACUGCGAUGAAGGAAAACUCUCCUUUUAUAAUGUGGAAGGUAAAUGUCUGAUUGGAUCUUUGGCAACUAAAUUCACCGGGGAACUGUUCCCACUUUUUAACCCUGGUAAAGGUGAUACAUCACCUAUGGCGGUAUUACAUCGAUCUGGGCUAGAUCAGUCAAAUAACACUGCUCAGGUGGAGAAAUUACAGAACGCUGAGCCGAAUCAUUGAGGUAGGACUGAGAACUCAGAGGCAGAAAGUGGUAAAUUGAAAGAAAAUGUUGUGUAACAUAAAAUGAACCUGCUGUACUCAUAGUUACAGUAAGUACAACAUACAUUUUGGAGCCUUUUUAGGUAAAAAAACAAAACACUGACCCAGAGUAAGAUAGGACAUAGUUACAGAAAAACACAAUUUAUGCUAAACACGUAAAUUUUCAAAACUUUAAUUCACGUCAACUUCAUUGGUUACCAUUUAUUGAUGACCCAACUGUUUAUCAGUAAGUAAUGGGUCCGUCCAAACUCAGUACUGCUAAAGCUGGUAUUAGUGGGGUGAUUCAAACUAAGACAACGUGUUGAUUAAUGUUAAACAUCUUCUAUCGUUUGACUUGUGGAGUUUCUGUUUCUGCAGUUAAAGUCGACUACCUUUUCAAAACUAAAAGACUCUAAAAACUGUUGAAUUCAGAUAAAUCCAACAAAGAAAACCUUCUGCUCCAAAGAAAAUUUGAUCAGUUCUGUGAUGUUUCUCCAAAUAUGAAUUAUUAUUUCUCUAUUAUCACCAGUGCCAGCCUCUGGUCUUAAAUCUGCAUUUCUUUAAAGCUCGGUUUCAUAACUGAUAACACAACGACCCAAUCAAUCAGUCAAUCAACACAUAUUGCUUUCUCUGAGUAUUACAUUAUUCUUCUUGACUGGUACAACAACUGUACUAUUGUCCUUGGUCUAUGUAUAGAUUCAUAUAUAUACGACGUUUUAAUAUGUGGCACUCCCAAGUGAAUAUUAACUAGUUAUAGUUAACCUGAUUUUCUACUGUUUUUCAAGUGAUUUAAUGAAGUUCAGAUGAACAUGUUUGACUUUGACACUAAGCUUAGCGUACUAAACUGUUAUAAAACUGACUGACCUUUUUUGUUUAUGUUACUCAUUAGGGUACUAAGACAACUUUUAUAUUAACUGUCAUAAAUAUGUUAUGAAUGAUCAGCUACACAAAGCUGCCUAUUCUAUCUACAAUCUAAAGAAUGUAUGUACUUGUUCUCUCUUAGAGUUUUUAUAUUUGCUAUCAUUGUGACUUUUUGUAUGCUAAUGUGAGUUUGAAUUAACCUAACAUGUUAAAUA
This is a messenger RNA of Girardinichthys multiradiatus, 2874 nucleotides long. RefSeq names its product butyrophilin subfamily 2 member A2-like. NCBI's taxonomy places the organism in Eukaryota, Metazoa, Chordata, Actinopteri, Cyprinodontiformes, Goodeidae. The transcript has 10 exons. The record is from RefSeq and is a predicted model, not a curated record. The coding region runs from base 242 to 1780 and encodes 512 amino acids. Gene Ontology annotation, molecular function: protein binding.